AUGGCGCCACGAUCAACGGCAGUACACGUUGCCGUUUACUCCGGAGUCGAGGUUUAUGAAUGUUUCAUUAAAGGAGUCUCAGUUAUGCGCAGGCGGCGGGACUCAUGGUUGAAUGCAACACAAAUACUUAAAGUAGCCGAUUUUGAUAAACCACAGAGGACACGCGUGUUGGAAAAAGAAGUUCAAAUUGGAACACACGAAAAAGUACAAGGCGGAUAUGGAAAAUAUCAAGGCACUUGGGUACCUUAUGAACGCGGUAUGGAUCUGGCAACUCAUUAUAAUGUUCUUGAAAUAUUGGGCCCAGUCUUGAAUUUUGAAAUCACAGAGGAUGAUCCUCCUGCUCAGAAAAAGCGAGUUACGAAACCAAAACGACCUUCCACCAGAGGUAAAAGAGGUCGUAAGCCUUCUUCAUUAUCGAAUGCUACCAAUCACCAAGUUCAGGAUAGCUUUGAAUCCUCUCCUGCCUCACCUAUGGUCGCCCCGACUACAAACAACUUAUCUAGCGCUGCAGAGGAACCGACAUCAGUAACACCUCUACCCCCUUCUCCGUCUACUACAUUAUUGUCUCCAAAUGAAGUGAUUCAAAAGGAAGACGAAUCUAGCAUUUUAGAUUCUUCUUUGGAUAAAUAUGAAGAGUCACUUUUAGAUUUUUUCUUGCAUCCCGAAGAAGCACGAAUUCCGUCGUUUUUAUAUUCUCCUCCUCCUGAUUUUCAAGUCAAUAGUGUGAUUGAUGAUGAUGGCCACACAUCUUUACACUGGGCAUGCUCUAUGGGGCAUAUUGAGAUGAUAAAGCUACUUUUAAGGGCUAAUGCUGACAUUGGUGUCUGUAAUCGACUAAGUCAAACACCGUUAAUGAGAAGCGUUAUAUUCACAAAUAAUUAUGAUUGCCAGACUUUUCAACAAGUCUUAGAUUUGCUUCAAUCAACUAUCUACGCUGUAGACUCGUGUGGACAGUCAAUUCUUCAUCAUGUUGUGCGUUCAACGUCAACACCUUCAAAAGUCAAUGCUGCGAAAUAUUAUUUAGAUUCUGUGUUAGAAAAACUGGUCUUAAUCCAGCCUUUUGAAAAUGUUGUUCGUCUAGUAAAUUUGCAAGAUUCGAAUGGUGAUACCGCAUUACUCAUAGCAGCUAGAAAUGGAGCAACGGAAUGUGUCAAUUCUCUUUUGAGCUAUAAUGCCAAUCCUUCUAUUCCGAAUCGUCAGCGACGUACUGCUUCCGAGUAUCUCGCAGAAACAGAUAAAAAAUCACAGGCAAUAGUGCCCGCCUCGAAUGGCAAUUCACUACGGAACGGCUUGCCUUUCUCCUAUUUCGCGCCAACGAUUAUAGUGCCUUCUUGUUCUUCACAUGCUUUUGGUAAGGCUAUACCUUCUAUUUCAGAAAAAUUUUCAGAACUCGCUGAGGAGUAUGAAAUACGUCUUCGGGAAACAGAAGAUGCUUUAGCACGAGCGAAUCGUUUAAAACAAGACACCCAUAGCGAAAUAGCACGAACUUAUCAAGAACUUGCAUUGUUGCAGAAUAAUGACCCUGAUAAUCUGAAUACUUUAGAGCGGUUCAACAUGGCAGAACAAGAUAAAUGUCAAAAUAAGUCUUUGGAGUUGCAAGCCUGGAUGGAGCGUAGACAAUUGUUUGAUCUAAAUGAGUCAAUGAAAGAAGCAAGGCUGUCUACCAGAAACUUGGAAGUUGAACCUAAUGCUGAUGAUAAGGCUUCUUGGGAUAAUAUUAAGCAAAAAUAUGGAAGCAUGGAUGAACGCAGUGCACUUUUGAAUCGAUUGAGUCUAUUGCAAACUUCAAGGAAACAAAUGGCAUUCUAUAUAAGCAAGCAAUACGAAGAAAUGGGCAUUGAUGAUACCGUCAAUAAUUACCGUCGGCUCAUUGGUAUGAGUUGUGGAAUAAAUCCAGAGGAGUUAAGUCUCGAAAUUCUUGAUGCCGUCGAAGAAGCCUUGGCUCGUGACAAGUGA
Schizosaccharomyces osmophilus is the source of this 1956-nucleotide messenger RNA. It is a transcript of the gene res2, whose product is annotated as MBF transcription factor complex subunit Res2. The transcript has 2 exons. Gene Ontology annotation, molecular function: DNA binding; transcription regulator activity; protein binding. Bases 1 to 1956 code for a protein of 651 amino acids. Gene Ontology annotation, cellular component: MBF transcription complex; SBF transcription complex. The record is from RefSeq and is a predicted model, not a curated record. NCBI's taxonomy places the organism in Eukaryota, Fungi, Ascomycota, Schizosaccharomycetes, Schizosaccharomycetales, Schizosaccharomycetaceae.